AGGAAGCCACAGAGAUAGACGGAGAGAUAGAGAUUAAAGAAGAGCUAGCGACCAAGGAAAGCGAAGCGAGCGAGCAAAGCGGCGAGCAACGAAAAGAAGAGAAGCGAGCGAGGGCGACGGAGGAGAUAAGAUAAGAAUGUUUACAAAACCAACAACAAGCAGGAUCCGAUCCAUGUCAUGUCACAGAUACCCACACUCACACACUCCACGCCACGCGCUGUGCAUGUCUUCCUCCUCCGUUCCCUGCUGGGAUCAUUGAUCGCCACCACCUGCGUCUGCGUUGCAUUCGCAUCCUUCCUUCGUCAUCAUGCUGCUCUCCCUCUGCUUUUCUGCGCCACCGGCUUCUUCAUCAUAUAGCCCGGCCGGAGCUCCUCAGCGCUGGUAGUGCCUCUGCUUUGGCAUCGGCAGAGAGCGACAGGCGACGCCAUUGCCAGCGCCUGUGUUCAUCCUUUCUCGAGAGAGCGAGAGCAUUUGUGGUUUUGGAUUUGAGGCGGUGGACUGCCGGGAUCGGAGAAGAAGCGAAGCCAGAGGGGAGCGCGCGCUCUCUAUAUGGGAGCAAGGCCGGACAGGUCGUCGGGGGAUUUGGAGUGCUGCGGCAGGCUGCUACGGCUGCUAGCGUUCGUCUUCUUCUUGGUCUGCGCUUGCCUCGUGAUGGCCAUGGUGGCGACGGACGGCGGAGCGAGCUUAGUAGGGUCGUCGUCGAACGCCGCGACGUCUGUGGCCGCCGCCAUGGCGACGGGCGGCUCGCCGGCGUGGCGUUCUGGCGGACGCGGUGGCAUGGCAGGCGCAGACGCGUUCCGGAGCAGCGAGAGGAGGAUCCCCAAGGGCCCGGACCCUAUUCACAACAGGCGUGCCGGCAAGACGACGAUCGCGCCGCGCCGGAGAGACUAGCCGGAGGCCGGCGGCCGACCACCACCGGAAGGUUCCGUCGGUGCUCAUCGUCCUGCAGCGAGCAUUUGUUGGUGAUUUGGAUGGGAAUGAGCUGGUACCUGACAUGCAGUUCGUUAGCGUUGCUGAAGAUGAGAUUUGUGCAAAGAGAGGUUAAUUACGCAGCACACUCCUUCGUUGGGGAUUUUUGGUGAUUCUAGGGGUAUGUAUAAAUGUGCAAUCUGCCCUUGCAAGAUUAAUUUUCUGCUUUUCUUCUUUCAUUUCACCGAGGUGGUGAGUGAGGUUGAUCGAUAUUUACUUUGCAUAUUCUUCCCGAGAUUUAAUUUUUGAUUUGAAUC
Sorghum bicolor (sorghum) is the source of this 1226-nucleotide messenger RNA. RefSeq lists its product as uncharacterized. NCBI's taxonomy places the organism in Eukaryota, Viridiplantae, Streptophyta, Magnoliopsida, Poales, Poaceae. The transcript is spliced from 2 exons. Bases 550 to 891 code for a protein of 113 amino acids. The record is from RefSeq and is a predicted model, not a curated record.